This is a messenger RNA of Knipowitschia caucasica, 1377 nucleotides long. The record is from the annotation of a GenBank genome assembly. Lineage: Eukaryota; Metazoa; Chordata; Actinopteri; Gobiiformes; Gobiidae.
AUGGGUUAUGGUAAAAGGACGAACACACAAACCCCCUUCGUCUGGAAGUUCAGCCCGUAUGAGUGGUACAACCCUCACCCCUGUAACCCCGACUCUGACGUGGUGGAAAACAACUUCACUCUGCUCAACAGCUUCUGGUUCGGAGUCGGAGCCUUAAUGCGCCAAGGGUCGGAGCUGAUGCCCAAAGCCCUGUCCACUCGUAUCGUGGGGGGCAUCUGGUGGUUCUUCACCCUCAUCAUCAUCUCCUCGUACACGGCCAACCUGGCGGCCUUCCUCACCGUGGAGCGCAUGGAGUCUCCCAUCGACUCUGCCGACGACCUCGCCAAGCAGACCAAGAUCCCCUACGGCGUGGUGGAGGACGGCGCCACCAUGACCUUCUUCAAGAAAACCAAGAUCUCGACAUACGAUAAGAUGUGGGAGUUCAUGAACAGCCGGCGAGCCUCGGUCCUGGUGCAGGACGUGGAGCAGGGGAUCCAGCGCGUGCUCACCUCAGACUACGCCUUCCUCACAGAGUCCACCACCAUCGAGUUCGUCACACAGCGCAACUGCAACCUCACACAGAUAGGGGGCCUCAUCGACUCCAAGGCCUACGGGGUCGGCACGCCCAUGGACUCUCUCCCCGUCUCCGAGCCAGCCCCGCGCGCCGCCCCGCAUUCAGACCCGCGCGACGUCUCUACUCCCCCAGCGUUUCUCUGCGACCGAGAGAGUGACCCGCAGAGGCGACCCCGCGUAUGCCGACCAGCGCGCGACACAGGCUCGCUGCGACCAGAGGAUCCGACCCGCGCAGCCCCCUGCUCGCGCCCCGCUCGCCACCCGAGAUCGACCCGGCUUGCCCAGUCUCGCUCCCCCCGUCUCUCAGAGAUCCCCCGCGACUCCCGCGCCGAGCUCCUCGAGCUCGCGCCCGCUCGCCGCCAGCGGCCCGCCUCGCGCCCCACGAGCGCCUGCCCUUCGAUCGUCCGCCCCGCGCGCGCCCAUGAGCGCUGUCCAGACUCGCGUGUCUCCCGCGAGCCGCUCUCCCCUCUCUCUCCACCCUCCACGCUCUCUCCACCACUCUCUUCCUCGAUCCCCACAUGCACUUCCCCUCUCUCUCCCCACCAUCUCUCUUCCCCCUCUCUCCCAUCCCCCCACCUCGCUGACAUCACCCCCUCCCCCCUACCCCUACUCUCUCCCCCAACCUGCUUUGUCUCUCUCCUCCCCCCUAUCCCUCUACUCCACCGCUCCAGCACACCACCUAAAGCCAGCGAGAAGAACCCUCUCUGCAGAGAUCCCUUCGCGAUACACCAAGAGCUCACCCCCCGACUAGAGCCCUCCUCCGCGUCUCUCUCCUCUCCUCCCACACGACUCCCCUCCACAGGCUUCCCCCCCAUCGCCCCCUAA